GCUCGGCGGACGCGCCCGUUCUUUCUGCCGCGCCACCACACUCGAAACUAACUCGAUCGAUAACAGAAAAACCACCAAAACUCGAAACGUCCACAACACGACAUCGACACGCAAAAACUACCCCCACUCAGCCAACCAAUCAUCCCAUCGCCAUCGAUUACAUUGCACGGCACACCGGCAUCAACAAUGUAGCCAUAGUGACGCUCAUGUUGACAAUUUGACAGUUCAUGUGAAACCGUUAUUUUAAUAAACAUGUUUAACACACGUUGAGUGUUAUUGUUGUUGUUUGUACUUUGUUAGCGACAAUAAUUCUGUUGAUUGGCUGAUUUUUAUACAACAGUAGCUAUGGGGAAUGGAAUGAAUAAGGUGCUCCCGGGGUUGUACGUGGGGAACUACCGGGACUCCAAGGACCCGGUCCAGCUCGACAAAUACAAAAUCACGCACAUUCUGUCCAUACACGACGCGGCUAGAAGACUGCACUCUGACAAACACUACCUCUGCAUAAUGGCUUCAGAUUCGCCGGAUCAGAACCUGACCCAGUACUUCAGUCUAUGCAACGACUUCAUACACGCGGCCCGGCUGCGAGAUGGGAACGUGCUUAUUCACUGCUUGGCGGGCAUGUCCCGCAGCGUGACGGUGGCGGUGGCGUACAUCAUGUCAGUCACAACGCUGACAUGGCGGGAGGCGCUGAAGGUGGUGAGGGCAGGACGAGCGGUCGCCAACCCCAACCUUGGGUUCCAGAGACAGCUGCAGGAAUUUGAGACUUAUAAACUGGUUGAGGAACGAAGAAGACUAAAAGAGAGGUAUCCAUCGCUGGCGCUAGCCGACCGAGACCUCUCCGAGUGCCGAGUGAUGCUGGACUCUUACCAAACCAUGCUGAGCGAAAGAACCAUAUGCGAGGGAAAGUGCGCCAUGGGCCGACAAUGUCCUACCGGAGUGUGCAGAACAGGGUCGAAGCGUCAGCCUCGAGCUCGCAAGCCAUCAAACGCGUCCACAGUGGGUGACGUCAGCGGUGGCCUCAAGAGAUCGCCGUCCACAUUGUCCACCACCUCCACUGCCUCAGGGUACAGGCCUCGGUCCUCGCCCGCCGGCCUCUACAGCUAUACUGGUGCUCCAUCUCGACCGUCCCGUUCUGCGUCUGGGCUAAGCGUGACCCGGGUGACGGACCCGAUCGGCGGCGGCACAGCAAUGGCCGUCGGCGGCACGGAGUACUCCCGGCGGCGCGCCGCCUCUGCGCCGGCCACGCCGGCUUUAUCACCCGCCUCCUCGCCACCUGGGUCACCGCAUAGAGGACCACACAAUAGAGGCGGGUGCGCGUGGGUAAUCCCGACAGUGGAGUGGCACCCCGACUCCCUGUAAUCUGCGCUGCCAUAAUCGCCACUUCACCCCAGAUCCCGCCCAGUCCAGAGGUGUUCGUAGCAGAGAUCCCUCCGGCAGGCGCCCGCCCGCCCAGACUCGCCUCGGCACCACGUGACCACAUAGCACGUAGCUACAGCUGUUGCUACGAAGAAAUCUUGACUAUUACCCCCGCUAGGUGGCGGCACUGUGAGCGGUCCAAGGAGUAAGCCUGGAUGACGCGCGUCAGAUUGAAAGUGACUUGUUCGUUACCAGAUGGAUGGAUGAUAUGGGAAAGUCAUAACAUAUGC
Molecule: messenger RNA, 1646 nt
Organism: Ostrinia nubilalis (European corn borer)
Lineage: Eukaryota; Metazoa; Arthropoda; Insecta; Lepidoptera; Crambidae
Product: dual specificity protein phosphatase 22-like
Exons: 9
Coding region: 346-1359 (337 amino acids)
Biological process (GO): signal transduction; protein dephosphorylation
Cellular component (GO): cytosol
Molecular function (GO): protein tyrosine/serine/threonine phosphatase activity; protein tyrosine phosphatase activity
Source: RefSeq, a predicted model, not a curated record